CAUCCAUCAUCAUCACAAAAUGUCCUUCUUCUUCCCUACAGACUUUGGACCAGAAUAUAAGGCCACAAACAUCUGGAUGAGACAUGGGGCCGUCCUGUGCAGCUCGCUGGGCCUCAUUCUCCUCGCCACACGCCAUAUCCACCCAUACACAAUUCUGUUCCUUGUCCCCGUCAUUUGGUCAUUUAUUGAUUACACCCUCCACCUAAGAGAAAUUAAAAUUAACCCAAUCGUAAACCUCGCCUGUGAUCUUCUCUCGACAAUAUCCCUAGUCUGGAAUAUUCCGUUUGCGGUCUUUGCGGGGCUGUGGAAUUUGAGUUGCGUCACGAUUAUUAUGGCGAUUUUGUUUGCGGGUGCUGCGUCCUUCCAUGCGUGUUUAUUCUGGCGUGCGCGGAUGCAGGUUUGGGGAGAAUCGGAGGCUAUUCACCUUCCGCUUUAGGAUAUUUGAUUGCGUAUCUUGGAGCACAUUUAGAUGGUAACCAUGUACAUGCAGUAUGAUAUAGAAUGGACUACAUCUUUGCCGAUAUCCUCACUGGUGUCUCUAGAUAAGCAGGUGGCAAAACACCCUCCAGCUCUGCCUUGAUCUGCAAUGCCAACGUCCUCGAAUGCCACCGAUGCAGUUGUGUAUGACCACCCAUAACCCAGAAGUUGUCCAGAUCUGAUUGACGCUUCCACAUGCCUCU
Messenger RNA from Aspergillus wentii DTO 134E9, 680 nucleotides. RefSeq lists its product as uncharacterized. The transcript is spliced from 3 exons. NCBI's taxonomy places the organism in Eukaryota, Fungi, Ascomycota, Eurotiomycetes, Eurotiales, Aspergillaceae. The record is from RefSeq and is a predicted model, not a curated record. The coding region runs from base 20 to 436 and encodes 138 amino acids.